ACUUGCUCAGACAUCUAUGGCGUCCGCCGUGGCCUGCGCGGUCUGUUUAGCCUUCGUGCGUGAAAUGUAAAUAAUUACACGCGUCCCUCAGUGCUCCACGGCCACUCGACGUGUUCGGUGGCGGUGGCGCAAGCGAUGGCAACCGUUUGGCAACAAGUCCUCGCCAUCGACGCCCGCUACAACGCCUACAGGUCGCCGAACGACCCAAACUUCCGCACACUGUACAUACGAAGACGGAGCCAGCUGCUCAGGGAGUCACAAAAGAAUGAGCAAUGCGUCGCAUUCCGGAAACAAUACCUGCGCCUCCGAAGCCAGCUGCUCGCUCAACGCUAUGGCGUGUCCGUCGAACAAUCGAGCAAUCGAAGUCGGAGCAUGGGCGGCAGGAGCAACAGUCGGGCAACACUUGAGGAACUGAGUGUGUCCAAAAUUUCUCUCAAGACGUCAGACUCGUCGGAGAGUCGCCUGCAAGCAAGCGGAGAACUCUCUCGCCGCGGCUCCUUUGGCAACCAGCGCUCCCUGACCAACGAAGGGCUGGUACCCACGUACGCUGCUGAAGCCAGUCGUGCCAUUGUUGGCGGUACAAGCAUCUCGGAGAACUAUGCCUUUGCGGGCGUCCAUCACAUCUUUGACCAGCACCGCGAUGCCGUGACCUUGGUGCGGUUUGCGAACAACGAGAAGUACUUGCUGGGCUGCUCGUCUGCGGAUGGGAACCUGUCCAUUUGCCGGUUGGACCCGCCCUGCGUGCUUUACAUGCUCGAGGGACACCAUGGCAAAGUCACCGGCUUCGAGUGGUCUCUCUCCAACGACCUCUUGGUGUCUGGGUCUCUGGAUGGCACGGUGCGGCUCUGGGACGCUAAGACGGGAAGCUGCGUGCGCACGGUGCCCGAUCCAUCUGGGGCAGCCAUCCUGUCGUGCGUGUUCCAGCCAGCUAACAACAACAUGGUGGUUACUGGAAAUGACAAAGGUCUUGUCCAGGUGCUCAACAUUUCCACAGGCAUCUACCUCAAGGGCGGCAGUAGCCAGACCACUGGCUGCGUCCUCUGCCUGACCUUUGAGCCGACGGGCAAGAUGCUCUGGGCCGGCGACGACCGGGGCUACAUUGUGUCCUACCUGUUCGACCUGCCCACUGGAAAGCUGACCAAGGGAAAGCGGAUGGUGGUGGCCGAAAACUGCCCAAUCACGUGCCUCUCGGCACGCCAGUGGGCAAGCCGUGAAGCCAGGGACCCGUCGGUGCUGGCCAACUGCGGCCUCAUCAAUGCUCUCCUUCUCUACAGUGUGCAGGGCUCGGAUGGCAGCCUGGCUCUCAAGCGCAAGUUCCACGUCAAGCAUCGAUGCCGCACCCCAGUGCGAAGUUCCUUUUGUCCCAUCAUGUCAUUCCGCCAGGGUGCUUGCAUCGUGACCGGCAGUGAAGAUCAGUGUGUCAACUUCUUCGACGUGGAGCGUGCAAAGCCGCUCCUCAACAAACUCCAGGGCCACUCUGCGGCCGUGCUCGACGUGUGCUUCAACUACGACGAAUCUCUGCUGGCCUCAAGCGAUGCGCAAGGAAUGGUCAUCCUUUGGAAGAGGUCUUCGGCUUGAUGCCAACCCUUCUUGUCCUGGAAACGAGUUGCCUCAGUUGAAGAGGUUACAGUAGCACUUGGUUGUGUUUAGCUUUGUUUCGUGUCACACAACCCGGUGGAUAGCUGGGUUGAAUGACACAAGAUAGUGAUGUGCAUUGAGAACACUGCAGGCUGAAUACAAGUGUAAGAAUCCUGUGCAAUAAUUAUGCAGUGCAAGUAGCAUAGUGCAGUCGUAUGCGAGUUGGGUCUUACAACUAGCAUGGAGCCAGUGACUUCACCCAAAGUGUAAACUUUGACCUCAUUUGUCAGUAUAUGCUGCGUAAGCGAAUGGUUAACGAUUUCUUGUAAAACCAUCUUCACAGCAAUUUGAAGCAAGAGUAGCCUGAUUUAGCAUUUGAAUGGUAACCAUGGUAGACAUAGGACUGCUGUGUGCGUUAAAGUGCGACUUGUUUCUACAACAUCAACAUUAUGGUCGUUGGCAGACCUUGGCCUGGCUCUGUGCUACUGGCUCUUAAUGCCAUGACUUGUUGGCCACGAAUUCAUUAUAGUUAUUGUUGAGCCUUCUUUCUUGCCUUAUACUUGUGCUGUUUGCUUAUGUCCUGCGCUGUAUACAAUACCAUCACCUACAAUUGCAGCUUUUGCCUUUAUGGUGAAGCAAAUUCUUGGUGUCAUUACUUGUCUUUGACUAUUCAGAGGAUGCUACGUGUGGUCACAAGCUCAGACUCUUGAGCUGGUGGGGGCCACAUUCCGAUUCCCAUCCCAGCAGAGGCAAUUCCUAUACAGUCAAACUUCGAUAUAACGAACCUCAAUUUAACGAAAUUCGCGAUGCAAUGAACUAUUUUUAUUUCCCCAUCUUAGUUCUAUUGAAUUAACGAAACCUCGAUAUAGCGAAGUUUUUCGCUGCCAGUACAACUUCGUUAUAUAGAGGUUUGACUGUAGAGUGAGCCUCCGUGGAUGCUACCAUGCAGAGGCAGGCUCCACGGAAAGAAUAGUUUAUUUAAAUGAUGGCUCUAGGCCUCUUUAGGCAAGUGGGUAGGGGAAGGGGGCUAAGUAUCCAUGGGAGCAUUUCCCCGCAAAGGCAAUUUUUUUGUUGUUUUUGUUGAUAUGAAAUUAAAAGGAGAGCUUGGAGCCUUUGUCGGUACUGGCUACUCCUCCUUGCAGGUUAAACAUAACUAAGAGCACAAAAAUACACUGAAGACUGGGCAGGGAUUGCUUAUGGAGGCAAUCCCUGCAGAGGCAGUCUCCAUGGAUGCAACCAUACAAAGACAAUCUCUGUAGAGGCAAUCACCAGAGAGCCAAUUCCCACGGUGGAAAUCUCCACAGGGGCAAUCCCUGUGGAUGCGGUCUCCAUUAUCGUAUUCAUGUGGAGGUGAUCUCCAUAGAUGCAACAAUGCAAAGAUAAUCCAAGCAGAGGCAAUUUUCCUAUAUUCAAUCUCCAAGGAUGCAAUUACCGUGGAGCCGAUCCCCAUAGAAGCGUUCGAUGCGGAGGCAGUCCCCAGAGUGUGGUUCGAUCGGCUGAGACAGUGAAAACUGACAGGAGGGUUUACUAUUCUCUACAGUGAAAGCAGCAGGACCCAUUCGUGUCUUUCAUUAUGCACAUGCACACCAACACUGCAGCCUUGCCUUGAUUACAAUAACCACUGUCUGCACUAACUUCUCUUCCAAUUGUUAUUAGUGGCAGUGUUGCAUCAUGACUGUGCAACGAAUAAUCACCAAAUAUGAAAUGCCUGAAUAAAACGAGUUUUACAGGUGACAACUGCUUGGCAAGCUAGCAAAGUAAUUCUACAAUAAAUUUCAUGGCCCUAGCUUCUGUACAACUGCGCUCGAGUCCACCUUCUGAUGCUGCAUUCCAUAACAGAAGUUUGUACAGACGCGGCAGUAGUGCAUCAUCUGAGAGCUCAGUCAAGUUGCUUGCUGGGCAUGUUGCUAGGUUGACAUUAAAAAAAAGAAAAACUGCGAAGGACUAGUGUACAGCUUGAAUCCCAGUGCUCGCCCAGUGCUCGUCCAUCAUUGUUCGCGUUUUCUUUCUGUGUUGCUUUACUGGUUGUUCUCAUGCUCAAUAGAGACCUCAUGCCUCGAGCAACCUUGGAGGUCAAAUCAUGUGUCUUUACGUCUCUGCCAUUAAUGGUCUCUGCAUCAGAACUUCUAAGCACAAUUUGAAUCUGCCAGUCUGUUUCAGCUAUUUGGACUGCACUGCUUGGGGACUGUCUCUGUUGGAACUGGAAUCGGAAUGUGACCUCAGUAUAAUAAGCCACGUCUGGCUUCUGAUAGCAGCAGACUCGAGCAGUAUUACACUAUGGAUUGUUGUUCUAGUGUACGUUUACGCAUUCCAACAUACUAAAUGUGGAAAUGUUGAUAGGAUGCCUGUUUUAUCGUCACCAUUAAGCAUAAGCAUUAAAUGACAUUGUUUUAUAUCUAGUAUUGUAUCAUAUACCAGCCAUGGAGAUUAUAAUUUUGUACAUAUGACCUGCCAGGAUGUUUUACUGUUUGCCAAAUCAUGUCAAGUUGAUUUUGUGUAGAGACCUAGGUAGAAGCUCACUAUGUUCAAACCCUCACCUCACAAAAGGGGGAAACUACAUUUUGUAAGUUCCUCGAGUGUAUGAAGAGGAACCAGCAUUCCCUUUGAACUUAAAAUGCCCCAUAGAUCAGUGUUUCACAUAGAGUAGUACCUGUGAUUGAGCAUGCUGGUUGCAGUCGGAGAAGUUUAAAGGACACUAUAGAGGUAGAUUACUCAGUAAAUCUUCUUGCUGGGCUACUUGGUUCUUAAUGCUUAGUAAAUAGAUACCGCAUAAAGCAGAUAAGGACGAGAAGGUAGACACACAGACUAGCACAAACUUGAAUUUCCAUGUAGAAAUCCAUUUGGUUGUGGAUUUUGACGGCCUCUGCUAUGGCCUAGUUAGCUUUUUUAUCGGCAACGAUUGACAGCAUUGUAUUCUAAAAGAGCCAAGGACUGAACUUUGAAAGUUUUGAGAUUACUGCUGCAUCAAGAACAGCCCAAAAAUGAGAAACUACUUUAAAAUCUGUGAUGUCACCCUGGUAUACCAGCACUGGGGUUCUGGUGGGAAACAUUAAAAAAAAAUGGUUCUUUAACCUUUGUUUUGUCUUCUAAUAAUCAACCUCUUACUGCGAAAUUAAAGAAAGGAAUGAUUUGAAAGUGUAGUGCAUUAUCAGGCUAAGCUGAUUCUGUGUGUUCCACUGCUUUGAGUUCAGUGCCACCAUCACACUUGUGCUGUAUGCGAUCAACCGUGUUACCUGCAACACCUUGUUGCUGUGCGGCUUAUAAAGCCUAAGUCCUCUAUGUGCUAAACAUUGGUCACGACAGUGCAAGUUAUAGGAAAAGCACUUCACCCCUCAACUUGCAUCUGCAUAUGAUUGUAGGUAUAAGCAGUAUUGUUGAAGACACUGGCUUUCCAGGAUGUUCAUUCAAUCAAGAUGAAUUCAUUUGAGAAUUUUCUUAUACAUUUUCACGGUUCAUAUGCGGACAACUGCUUUACUGUGAUGAAUGAUCUGACUAAGUGCGGUGACCUCUUUAAGGGUUUACUGAACGAUUUGAGCUUGGGUCAAAUGAACAGGUCAUUGUUUUUUCACUACAAUUUUCUUUCGUUUUUUAAUUUUUUUUAUUCUGAGGACUCAUAAGUUUAGUCUGAAAUCCUUUAUGCUCAAAUGUGUUUUUAUUCAUCGUUUCAUGACUCCCUAGCUUGGUAGUUGAGUUGAAAUGAGCUCAGAAGAGCAGUUCAAGCACUGUUUAAACCCUAAAAAAAAAGUGUAAAAAAAGCUUGUUACAAGUAAAACUGCAACACAAAAUGCUAACUCUGUAUGAAAUUUUAGUGUAGACGAGCGAGCAAUAUAGCUAGAAAAGCCCUCUCUACCUUCUUUCUUCCGUUAAUUAUGCAACACUUAGUGUACGAUAAAGCCGGCCAAUGCCCUGUAUUUUUUAUUAGAGUAACACUUGUGUUGCCAUUAUUGCGCAACACAUUUGAGAAGGUUUGAAAUAUGGGAACGUGCCGAUUAGAAUCUGUACUGGACUCUUGAAAUGAGGCCAGUAUUUUUUUUUUUUUAUUCACUGGGGCACUGGAAUGCCGUGAUUUGGAUGUGAUGAUCCACUCGUGAUCUGUUGCAGCUUUACAUCUGUGCCAGAGGACAUACAAAUGAUACAAGUGAAUUGCCGUCAAUGAUGCGCAAACUUGAGAGGUUGAGUGCCCGUCUUUUAUAUGCCAAUAAGUGCUCUCCUCGAUGGCUGCGUUAUGGUUUCUGGUUGCUGUGAUGUGUACAUAUAUAGGUGAAAGCAGAUUGUAUGGACUUUUGUAGCAGUAGUUAGCAACAUUCCGUCCGGAUUUAGUCAAUAAAACUUCAUGCUUAGCCAUC
Molecule: messenger RNA, 5924 nt
Organism: Dermacentor silvarum
Lineage: Eukaryota; Metazoa; Arthropoda; Arachnida; Ixodida; Ixodidae
Product: WD repeat-containing protein 13
Exons: 15
Coding region: 136-1578 (480 amino acids)
Cellular component (GO): nucleus
Molecular function (GO): promoter-specific chromatin binding; protein binding
Source: RefSeq, a predicted model, not a curated record